AUGGGUGAAUCCAGGCAAGAGCUGUUGGCAUGGCUGAACAACCUGCUGCAGCUGAACGUUACCAAGGUCGAGCAAUGCGGUACCGGGGCUGCCCUAUGCCAGGUUUUUGAUUCUAUAUACAUGGAUGUGCCCAUGUCGAGGGUCAAGUUCAAUGUCAAUACUGAAUACGCCUACCUCCAGAACUUCAAGAUCCUGCAAAACGUCUUCACACGGCACCAAAUAGACCGCCCCGUCCCUGUUGAAAACCUCAUCAAAUGCCGAAUGCAAGAUAACCUUGAAUUCCUCCAAUGGACUAAGAAACACUGGGACCAAUACUACCCGGGUGGUGAUUAUGACGCCCUAGCCAGACGAAAGGCUGCAGGGGCUCCUGCCUCCAAUUCCACCCGUGGACCAGGCACUACAUCCGCCACAGGCGCACGUCGAGGUGGCACGACCCCUGUGAACUCGGCAGGCGGCCGUCCACGCCUCGCCGGCGGCGCUGGUAGCGCCAACUCAGCCGCGCUAAUGUCGGAGAUAAAUGCGCAAAAGGAAGCCAUUGCGGGUCUGGAGAAAGAGCGCGAUUUCUACUUUGCGAAAUUGCGGGAUAUCGAACUGUUGCUGCAGCAGGCUGUCGAGGCGGACCCUGAAUUGGAUAAAGAUGAUGAUUCACUCGUGAAACAUAUUCAAGCUAUCCUCUAUUCGACUGAGGAGGGUUUCGAAAUUCCGCCCGAAGCCGAAGGGGCUGCGGCAAGCGAGGAAUUAGAGACGUUUUAA
Molecule: messenger RNA, 753 nt
Organism: Histoplasma mississippiense
Lineage: Eukaryota; Fungi; Ascomycota; Eurotiomycetes; Onygenales; Ajellomycetaceae
Exons: 6
Coding region: 1-753 (250 amino acids)
Biological process (GO): spindle assembly; regulation of microtubule polymerization or depolymerization; protein localization to microtubule plus-end
Cellular component (GO): microtubule organizing center; cytoplasmic microtubule; microtubule plus-end
Molecular function (GO): microtubule plus-end binding
Source: RefSeq, a predicted model, not a curated record